Molecule: messenger RNA, 635 nt
Organism: Rhipicephalus microplus (southern cattle tick)
Lineage: Eukaryota; Metazoa; Arthropoda; Arachnida; Ixodida; Ixodidae
Biological process (GO): regulation of GTPase activity
Molecular function (GO): GTPase activator activity; small GTPase binding
Source: RefSeq, a predicted model, not a curated record
AUCCAUGUUUGAUGGCACCCGCAUUCGCUGCGUCCGGCUCCUUCUCGGCGCAUGAGUGCGCACGCCAUGACGGCGACCUGCACCGGUAGCAACGGGAGCAACGUUGGACCGCUCUCCGGUUACCUGGUGCAGCGGCCUGGCGGCGCUCUGGCUCGUCUGAAAGGCAGACGGAAGCGCUGGUAUGUCUUCGACCAGCACAGCUGCUCUUUGGAUUCCUACAAGAACGACUUGGAUGCUGCAUCAAGAAAGCCUCCUUUAUUCAGCAUCGACCUUCGUAAUGCUGCUAUUUCCUUCCUAGUGGAUGAGGAAAACUGCUUUGUCAUUCACUCUGGAGCCAAGGAGUAUGUCUUUGUGGCUGGAAACCAUGAGUCAAUGAUGGCAUGGGUCAUGGCUCUACAGGCCAACAGAGACCUGUGCCGGGAGCAAGAGCCAAUUAAUUCUGUGCAAGUGGAGGAAGAUGACGUUGUGAAGAGAAAAAUAUCUCUACCGGUAAACAAAACUUGGUGCUCUGUACGAAGGCGUGCAUUGUGAGAAAAAAAUUGGCAAACAGAUGCUUCCAUGCUUUCUAAAAGCUUCGUGUUUAGGUCACUGUUUGCCAUUGUUAGAGCUUAUUUUCAUAUGGUACUGUGGCUGUA